Molecule: messenger RNA, 5737 nt
Organism: Exaiptasia diaphana
Lineage: Eukaryota; Metazoa; Cnidaria; Anthozoa; Actiniaria; Aiptasiidae
Exons: 58
Coding region: 137-5737 (1866 amino acids)
Cellular component (GO): cytoplasm
Molecular function (GO): calcium ion binding; calcium-dependent phospholipid binding
Source: RefSeq, a predicted model, not a curated record
ACAUUUUAGUUGUGGCGGUCCAGUAAUAGCGGCUUAUAGAAUGUUUUGAUUACUACCUCUGUCUUGAGUGGAAAUGAAGAGCAAAGAAGAUUAUUAUUUGACAGUGAAAAAGAUGCACUCGAACUCAAGGUAGUCGAUGACUAGUUUAUACUACUACCGYUAUGGUGGCUUUCCGCCUGCCAGCAAGUAUCUGGACAAGCUUUGGCAGAAUCGAUCACAAGCCAAACACAGGAAAAGGAUCAAGAAUGUAAAAGGACAGCUUAACCUCACUCCUCCACGAAACAUGACGUUGAACAUACAGCUAAAUAGACUCCACGUGGAACAAGAGCGUCAGGCCGCCAUCGACAAACAAAAUCUGGUCAUACUUGAAAGGUUAACGGAAAUAAAGAAAAAUCCUGCACGSGUUGAUCACGUGAAUAAAUCAUGGAAACCAAGCAAUGACAGGCUUAAAAAGUUCAGAGAAAGAAGACAACGAAGGAUAGAGCUGGAAAACGCGCAAUUGGCAGAACGCUUAAAAAACGCCGAGUCUUACUACAACGCGGAGGAAUGGGAAAGAGAUUACAAGAGACAUCUAUAUUACUUAUCGUUGAUGGAAAACACAACCAAAGAUUAUGAUUCUGUUGAGUAUGAGGAUGAUGACUUUGAAAAUGAGAACAGCGAAGAAGAAGAAGAAGAAGGAGACAAUGAAAGUCUUCCACCAGUUCCUCCAGGAACUCCAUCACCAACCGAGAGAAACAAACAGAAAAAUAGCGAUGAGGAAGACAACGUUAGCCUGCCGCCAAUAGACGAGAAGGGAAAGAAGAACGAGCAAAAUCAGGAAGACAAACAAGAUGGUGGAAACUCUGAACACGUGGCGAUCAUGGAUGCAGAGGAACUACACACAGCUAUUGAAGAAAACGAUAAAGAUAAGAUUUUGGAAAUUCUUGGAAGGACUUCAGAGAAAGAACAAAUGGAGAAGCUUUGCCAUAAGUACAAAGAAAUGUACAACAAGGAUCUCUUGGAMGAUUUAGAAUCUAAAGUUGAUGAAGACGUUAAAGUGGUUUUGGAGGCACUGUUGUCGCCUUCUUCAGGAGCUGCAGAGGAYGCCAAGCGAUUGAACGAAGCAGUGAAGGGACUUGGAACAGAUGAGGACACUAUCAUCGAGAUCCUUUGCACAAGAAACAACAAGCAACUGGCUGCAAUAAGAGAAGAAUACCAGAAACAAUUUGAGAAGACUUUGGASGAAGAUCUUAAAGGAGACACCAGCGGUGAUGUCGAGAAGUUACUCGUAGAAUUGAGCAAGGGCGAAAGAGACGAAGCUGACAAAGUAGACGAGAAGUUGGCCAAAAAAGACGCGGAAACGUUAAUUGAGGCUGGUAUAGGCAAUUGGGGGACAGAYGAAGGGGAGUUUAUUCGCAUCUUCACACAGAGAAGCCUYCCUCAACUCGCAGCCAUGUACGAAGAGUACAAGAAGUUGGCUGAAAUGGACAUCGCUGAAUCGAUUGAUAAAGAGAUGGAUGGUGACUUGCAGAAAACAUUCCUGGCAAUAGUCAAGCAUUCCCGAGAUCCUUCAGGAGCACAAUCUGACAAGUUGACCAAGUCGAUUGAAGAAGGCGACACUGCAGCGGUAGCCAAGAUCAUUCUACCGAUGAAUAAGGAACAAUUGUCUGAUACCUGUUCAUCGUACAAAAAGAACAACAAGAGAGAACUUGUUGAUGACAUCGAGAAAAAAUGUAAAGGGGACCUUCAACAGAUACUUCUAUCUAAACUAGGAAAAGAGGGAGGAAAGAAAAAAGAUAAAGACAACAAAGAAAAGACGCAGAAAAACGCAGAGAAACUGCCUGCAGUUGGUAAAAGGAACCAUAAGAAAAAGAAAGAAGAAGAGAGAAAAGGUAAAAGAAACGAGGCAAUUGCAGCGGGAACUGAAGAUCACAAUCUGAGCCCAAGCGACACCAACCAAGCAAAAGCCAAAGAAAAUGGUAAAGAAAAUAGCAAAUCACCAUCAAAAUCCUCUCCUGCAAAGAARCAAGCCGCUGUSGAUAAAGAAAAGAAAGACAGCGAAGCCUCGUCAGCUCUACACAAAGCUAUUGAAGCUAAUGAUAAGAAGAAGAUCAAGGAAAUUAUCAUCCAGCAYGCUGCAGACCAGACGAAACUAAAGAAGCUGGCUGACAGCUACAAGAAGGAACACAAAAAGGAUUUGCUUGAGGCCAUAGAUUCCAAGCUAGACGAAGAUCUUCACGAAGCYGUUGCUGCAAGUCUUUUGCCACCAUCUCAAGCCGAUGCCAGGUCUUUGUAUUUGGCUAUGAAGGGUCUUGGUACAGAUGAGACGGUAUUAAUUGAAAUUUUAUGCACGAGAACCAAUUCGGAAAUCGAAGUAAUCAAGAAUGACUACAAGAAACUAUACGAAAGCACGCUCGAGGACGAUGUAAAGUCUGACACUAGUGGCGAUUUUGAAAAUCUCCUGGUUGCACUACUGCAAGGUAAACGUGAUGAGGUCACUAAAGUGAAUGAGGACCAAGCUCACAAAGACGCUGAGACGCUGAUUGAGGCUGGCAUCAAGAAAUGGGGGACGGACGAAAGCUCGUUCAUUGAAAUAUUCACUACAAGAAGCUCAGCACAACUGCAAGCGAUGUUUCCUGAUUACUUAAAGUGGGCGAAGUGCGACAUAGAAGAGACGAUUUCAAGCGAGAUGGAAGGMGAUUUACAGAACGGUCUUUUAACUUUAGUCAGGUGUGUGAGAGAUCCUCUAGGUUCACAGGUUAAUAAGCUUCACAGCGCCUUACAGGAAGGAGAUACUACAACAGUAGCGAGAACUAUUGCUGGUACAAAUGAGGCGACUAUGAAGGAUUUAGAAUCCGCAUACAAUACUCAGCAUAAACCAAAGCUAUACUUUGAGGUUGAAAAACGGUGUAGUGCGGAUCUCAGGAAAAUUCUUUUGCCAAAGUUAAAAGAUAAAGCCCAAGAAAAACCCGCCAAGAAAUCUCAAAAGCUUUAUCAGGCUGAUGCCAAAAAGACAAACGAAACGAAGAAGAAAGAUGGCGAAAAUGAUUCCAGUAAACUUCAUAACGCCAUUGAAAAAAUUCAGAAUGUCACCAAGGAAUAUAGAGAAAAAUAUGGACGGUCUUUGGAGGAAGACAUUAAGGGRGAUACCAGCGGAGACUUUGAGAAGCUUCUUGCGGACCUGUUAAAGGGAAAAAGGGAUGAAUCAACGGACGUCGACGAAGAAAGCGCGCGAAAAGACGCAUCUGCACUCUACGAGGCGGGAGUCAAGAAGUUAGGAACAGACGAGGACAAGUUUAUUGACAUUUUAACMGGCAAAAGCAACUCACAUCURCAGKCAGUGAUGGCCGAGUACGAGAAACUAUACGAGAAACUAGCAGGAGUAAAGCUCCAAGACUCUAUCCAAGACGAGAUGGACGGUGAUUUACGCGAUGGUCUUGUCAUGUUGUUGUCAUGUGUGCAAGAUGGCAACAAGACUCAGGCUGACAAACUACACGCUGCCCUACAAGAUGGCGAUACUAGUACUGUAGCAAGAGUCAUUGCUGGAGCUGAAAAGGAUAAAUUGGCAGAAAUUGAGGCUUCGUAUAACGCUAACAACAAACCAAAGCUGUACUUUGAGGUGAACAAGAAAUGCAGCGAGGACUUGAAAAAACUCAUUCUUCACAAGCUACAGGACAAAAAGCAGGAAAAGGCGAAAACUCCACCAAAGAGCAUCAACAAAAAGCAGUCRAGUCUAUCUAAGAACGACAAGAAACCACAGACCAAGAACGCUGCUGGUGCUGGCAACAAGAAAACUACAAAGAAUAAAGAAAAAGAAAGUCAAGAAGAAGAAGAUGAAGUCACGCAGCUUUACAAAGCAAUUGAAAGGAACGACAAGAAAAAAGUCACAGAAAUAGUUGUAAGAAAUGCAACGGAGAAAGACAAGCUAGUGAAGCUACAAGAUGAUUACAAUAAGAAGUAUUCUAAGGAUUUGGUGGAGGAAUUGGACUCCAAGAUGGACGACGAUGUUCACGAGGCGGUUGCCAUCAUGAUUUUACCACCAGCAGAAGCAGAUGCAAGGUCAAUGUAUUACGCUAUGAAGGGAGUUGGCACAAACGAAGUUCAUUUGAUCGAAAUUCUUUGUACAAAAUCAAAUGAGCAAAUGGCUGCAAUGAAGAAAGAAUACCAGAAAAAAUACGGCCGUUCAUUGGAGCAAGAUGUCAAAUCAGAAACAAGUGGUGACUUUGAAAACUUACUUACCGCCUUGAUGAAGGGAGAUCGAAGUGAAGCAUCCAAAGUAGACGAAGAAAGCGCGCGAAAAGACGCGUCUGCACUUUACGAGGCGGGAGUCAAGAAGUUAGGGACAGACGAGGACAAGUUUAUUGACAUUUUGACCAGUAAAAGCAAUGCUCAUCUCCAAGCAGUCAUUGCUGAGUACGAGAANCUACAAGAUGGCGAUACUAGUACUGUAGCAAGAGUCAUUGCUGGAGCUGAUGAGGACAAAAUGAAGGACAUUGAGGAUGCGUACAAUAACCUUUAUGAUCCUAAGUUGUACUUUGAAGUGGAUAAAAAAUGCAGCGAAGACCUCAAGAAGAUAAUCUUGGAUAAAUUGAAAGAUAAAAGUGAAACAAAGAAAGAGCGAGCACAACAAAACAGUGCAAAUAAAAACAAGAAAGAUAACGUGGACAAACCUGCUGACAACGAAAAAUCACCCAAUGAAAAUAAUAACACCGCAUCUAGCGAGAAACCUACCGAUGAAAGCCAACAGGAGCAGGAAGAAAAUGGCGGCAAAGAAGAGCGACCUAAAAUCAACGUAACAAAGGUCGAGCAUCAUGGGACAAUAGUCGCUGCUAAGGAUUUUGAUGCUGAGAAAGACGCUGAAAAAUUGAAGACAGCAAUGAAAGGAUUUGGAAGCGAUGAAGAUGCCAUCAUCGAGGUGUUGUCAUCCUGCAGUUCAGCUCAAAGACAAGAAAUGAUAGCUGCUUUCAAACAAAAAUACGAUAAAGACCUUAUAGAAGAGCUGAAGUCUGAACUGAGUGGAAAAUUCGAAGACACAAUUGUUGGUCUGUUGUCAACUGCUGCAGUCUACGAUGCCAUCUCUGUAAAUGGUGCAAUGGAGGGACUUGGUACCAACGAAGGUGUGUUAGCAGAGAUAAUAUGCUCACGCUCAAGCGAGGAACUCCAAGACAUCAGCCAAGUGUACAAAACCAAUUACAGCAAAGAUCUGGUAGAAGCAGUUAAAGACGAGACGAGUGGAGAUCUUUGUGACUUACUUACAKCCCUSUUWCAGGUUAGAUACUUACAGCCUUCAGGUGAAGACUUUGAUGAAGAUGCUGCUUAUGGAGACGCUCAGAGACUUUAUGAGGCAGGGGAAAAGAAAUGGGGCACCGAUGAAUCCAUGUUUGUAAAUAUUCUAACAACACAAAGUAUCGUCCAAUUAAAGGCAAUAUUCCAAGCUUAUAAAAACGUUUCAAAGAAAGACAUCCUCGAAUCUAUUGAAGAUGAGUUAGAAGGCGACUUUCAAAAAGCGGUUAAAGUCUUAGUGAUAUGUAUGCAAAAUCCACCAGAGUAUUUUGCAGAGAGUCUUCACGAGGCUUUAACUGGAGUUAUUACCAGUAACUCAACAGUAUCCCGAAUCAUUAUAACGCGAUGUGAGAUUGAUCUCGUGGAAAUCAAAAAGGUUUAUCAGGAUAAGUAUGGCAAGUCUCUAUUAGACGAUGUCAAAAACAGCCUAAAGGGAGAUCAGGAAACUUUACUCCUAAAACUUCUUGGGGAUUAG